This is a messenger RNA of Trichophyton rubrum CBS 118892, 312 nucleotides long. RefSeq lists its product as uncharacterized. The coding region runs from base 1 to 312 and encodes 103 amino acids. The transcript has a single exon. NCBI's taxonomy places the organism in Eukaryota, Fungi, Ascomycota, Eurotiomycetes, Onygenales, Arthrodermataceae. The record is from RefSeq and is a predicted model, not a curated record.
AUGGCUACGACACCCAAAGCAGAAAGACUCAAGGCACAGGAAGGCCGAAAUCUUUCCGCUGAUGUCGACGGCAAUCUCCCUUCAUACACACAGAGUCCCUCGAAAGACGACCAGCUUCCCCCAGAAACGCUUCUCCUUGCCGGCGGCGCCAUACAUAGCACAUCUAGGCCAGCCUCUUGCUCUACUCCUCUAUACAAACUCUCCAUUGAUAUUAGCUUUUUACGCAAGAACAACACGAAAGUUGAGCUGUCUCGCUGCGAGAAUCGUAUCCACAACCGCGAUACCACGGGCUCUCCAGUAGUGAGCGCCUGA